UGCAAAGACUUUCCACGACUCCACACCCACCUCGAAAGCCCCUUCUCACUACAGGAAGUGUGCUGACCAUCGGAGGAAUAAAAGAGGCUUAGGAGGAGUCAGAUCGUCAGCUUCUCCCAGCACAGGUUAGCGGGACCUCAGCCAUGAGACUUCUCAUCUUGACCUUCCUUGGGAUCUGCUGCCUGACUGCAUACGUGGUGGAAGGUGUGGGGAGUGAAGUCCCAGAAAAGACCAUCUGUAUGAUUCUGACUACACGGCCACUGCCCAUUCAGAGAAUCAAGACCUACACCAUCAAGGAGGGGGCCAUGAAAGCAGUCAUUUUUGUUACCAAACGUGGCCUUAAAAUCUGUGCUGAUCCACAGGCCACAUGGGUGAAAGCAGCAGUCAAAAGCAUGGACAGCAAGUCUAUAUCCAGAAGGAAUAUGAUCGGGACCAAGCCAACAGGAGCCCAACAAUCCACCGACACUGCUGUAACCCUGACUGGGUAGAAGCGGUCCUGCGCCUUUUCCCUUCUGCUAGCCAACCAGCUCAUUCCCCUUUACAAGCUCACGGACUAACUAGAUGACAGUCACCUUGUAAGAUAGUAUUUUUUUUUUUUUUUGUAUUUUCAUUUUUUUGUGUCUUUCACAUUCAUUCAUUCAGAUGCUCUAAUUAAUAAAUAUUUAUUAUUAAGAAUA
This is a messenger RNA of Choloepus didactylus (southern two-toed sloth), 677 nucleotides long. RefSeq names its product X-C motif chemokine ligand 1 (gene XCL1). The transcript has 3 exons. Gene Ontology annotation, cellular component: extracellular region. Gene Ontology annotation, molecular function: CCR chemokine receptor binding; chemokine activity. Bases 144 to 488 code for a protein of 114 amino acids. The record is from RefSeq and is a predicted model, not a curated record. Gene Ontology annotation, biological process: cellular response to interleukin-1; lymphocyte chemotaxis; positive regulation of GTPase activity. NCBI's taxonomy places the organism in Eukaryota, Metazoa, Chordata, Mammalia, Pilosa, Megalonychidae.